UUGAAUGGCGUCUACCUCAAAAAGGCGGAGCUGGCAGGAUGUUCCGGCGGAGCUGACAGAAUCGAUACUUAGGCGAUUAGGCGCAAUUGAUUUGCUGCUGAGUGCUCGGAAAGUGUGCAAAAUGUGGCGUCGGAUCUGCUCCGACCCUAAUUUAUACCGGGUCGUGGAGUUUUGGUACACGGGUGACCCGGAUGAGGUUAUAAACUAUAUUGUCCAAUAUAUAGCUCGCAAAGUGGUAGAGUUGAGCUGUGGACAGUUGGCCCUGUUUUCCAUCACUUAUUUUGCGGAUGAUCGUCAUCUUAAUUAUGUUUUGCGAAGAUCAAGCCAGUUGAGAUGUCUACAUCUUGCAUCUUGCAAGAAAAUUACAGCUGAACGAUUGCUUAAAGUGGUUUAUAAUCUUCCAAAGUUAGAUGAGCUCCAUCUCUACUGCAUUGAUAUAUCUAAGCACGUUGUUCGAGCUAUAGGGCAUUGUUGCCCUCAGCUGAAAACAUUCAGAUUGAACUACCACGGUAAUAAAGAACAAUGUAUUGGGUUUGACAAGAAUGCUCUAGCUAUUGCAGAAAACAUGCCUGGAUUAUGCCAUCUGCAGCUCUUUGGAAAUACAAUUACGAGGAAUGGUUUGCUUGCCAUUCUUAAGAAUUGCCCUCAUCUCGAAUCUCUUGACAUAAGGCAAUGUUUCCAAGCUGGUAACCUUGAACCUGCUUUAAUAAGAUGUCUAUCUCACCGGAUGAAGUAUCUCAGGCUCCCAUAUGACUCCACCGAGGACUCUGCACUAAAUGACAUUUAUGCGUUGUACUCUAACGGCGACGACGACUACUACUACUACGAUGAUGAUGAUCGUUAUAUACUAUCUGAUAUUGAGAUUGUCCCUGAUGACUAUGGAUAUCACAGUGAUGGCUAUGAUUAUUAUAAUGAUGACUAUGAUUAUAAUGAAAACUCUGGAGGCAGUGACAUAGAUUCUGACUUAUGUUAA
Daucus carota subsp. sativus is the source of this 973-nucleotide messenger RNA. RefSeq names its product putative F-box/LRR-repeat protein 9. The transcript has 2 exons. Lineage: Eukaryota; Viridiplantae; Streptophyta; Magnoliopsida; Apiales; Apiaceae. The coding region runs from base 5 to 973 and encodes 322 amino acids. Gene Ontology annotation, molecular function: protein binding. The record is from RefSeq and is a predicted model, not a curated record.